Molecule: messenger RNA, 3631 nt
Organism: Ictalurus punctatus (channel catfish)
Lineage: Eukaryota; Metazoa; Chordata; Actinopteri; Siluriformes; Ictaluridae
Product: catenin beta-1
Exons: 16
Coding region: 253-2592 (779 amino acids)
Biological process (GO): positive regulation of transcription by RNA polymerase II; cell adhesion
Cellular component (GO): catenin complex; adherens junction
Molecular function (GO): alpha-catenin binding; protein phosphatase binding; cadherin binding
Source: RefSeq, a predicted model, not a curated record
GGGCGACAGUGACGGGACGCCAUUUUGAGGCUCCAGUUUCCAGCUAACAUAGCAGCGAGCCGCAGCGGAGAGGAGGCACGAAGAAGAAGAAGAAGAAAUUCCCGGUGAUCUUGCUGUUUUCAUUCCAGUUUUGGAUACUGAAAAGGUUGCUCUCACGCCGCUCAAAGAAGAAAGAAAAGGGGGGAAAAACGGGUUAUCCGUUUUUUUUGUAUCAGAUUUGGAAGUAGUUCGGACUGACAGCUCGGCAUCACGAUGGCUACCCAGUCUGAUCUGAUGGAGCUGGACAUGGCGAUGGAGCAGGACCGGAAGGCUGCGGUGAGCCACUGGCAGCAGCAGUCUUACCUUGACUCUGGUAUCCACUCUGGAGCCACCACCACAGCACCGUCCCUCUCUGGCAAGGGGAACCCAGAGGACGAGGAGCUGGACAACCAGGUGCUGUAUGAGUGGGAGCAGGGAUUCAGUCAGCCCUUUACACCGGAGCAGGUGGCAGACAUAGAUGGUCAGUACGCCAUGACCCGUGCCCAGCGUGUGCGUGCUGCUAUGUUCCCUGAGACCCUUGACGAGGGCAUGCCGAUCCCCACCACCCAGUUUGACUCCGCUAACCCCACCAAUGUGCAGCGGCUGGCUGAGCCAUCCCAGAUGCUCAAACAUGCCGUGGUGAACCUCAUCAACUACCAGGAUGAUGCCGAACUUGCCACCAGGGCUAUUCCAGAGCUCACCAAGCUCCUCAAUGAUGAAGACCAGGUGGUGGUGAACAAGGCGUCCGUCAUGGUGCAUCAGCUGUCGAAGAAGGAAGCAUCGCGGCACGCCAUUAUGCGCUCCCCUCAGAUGGUGUCCGCCAUCGUGAGGACCAUGCAGAACACGGCUGACGUGGAGACGGCACGCUGCACUGCUGGCACACUGCACAACCUCUCCCACCACCGGGAGGGCCUCCUCGCCAUUUUCAAAUCUGGCGGCAUCCCUGCUCUCGUCAAGAUGCUCGGAUCUCCAGUCGACAGUGUGCUUUUCUACGCAAUCACCACCCUGCACAACCUCCUCCUGCACCAGGAAGGUGCUAAAAUGGCCGUCCGCCUGGCUGGUGGCCUGCAGAAGAUGGUUGCCCUGCUGAACAAGACCAAUGUUAAAUUCCUGGCCAUCACCACAGACUGUCUACAGAUCCUGGCCUACGGCAACCAGGAGAGCAAGUUGAUCAUCUUGGCUAGCGGCGGCCCUCAGGCUCUGGUCAACAUCAUGAGGACCUACACAUACGAAAAGCUACUGUGGACAACCAGCCGUGUUCUCAAAGUGCUGUCCGUUUGCUCCAGUAACAAACCUGCCAUUGUGGAGGCUGGAGGCAUGCAGGCUCUUGGCCUUCACCUGACCGACCCCAGUCAGCGACUGGUACAGAACUGCCUCUGGACCCUCAGAAACCUGUCGGACGCUGCCACCAAGCAGGAGGGUAUGGAAGGCCUGCUGGGCACCCUGGUCCAGCUGCUUGGCUCAGAUGACAUCAAUGUGGUGACCUGCGCUGCUGGCAUCCUGUCCAACCUUACCUGCAACAACUACAAGAACAAAAUGAUGGUGUGCCAGGUCGGUGGCAUCGAGUCGCUCGUGCGCACUGUGCUCCGAGCCGGAGACCGUGAGGACAUCACCGAGCCGGCUGUGUGCGCCCUCCGCCAUCUCACUUCCAGACACCAGGAUGCUGAAAUGGCCCAGAAUGCUGUGCGCCUGCACUACGGCCUUCCUGUUGUGGUCAAACUGCUGCACCCACCCUCACACUGGCCUCUUAUUAAGGCCACAGUUGGUCUGAUCCGUAACCUGGCGCUAUGUCCAGCCAAUCACGCCCCGCUGCGUGAGCAGGGUGCCAUACCCCGAUUAGUCCAGCUGCUCGUGAGGGCACACCAGGACACCCAGAGACGCACAUCCAUGGGAGGCACACAGCAACAGUUUGUGGAGGGUGUUCGAAUGGAGGAGAUCGUAGAGGGCUGCACUGGCGCGCUCCACAUCUUGGCCAGAGAUGUGCACAACAGAAUUGUUAUCCGAGGACUCAACACCAUCCCUCUGUUUGUUCAGUUGCUGUACUCUCCGAUCGAAAACAUCCAGCGUGUGGCGGCCGGCGUGCUGUGUGAACUGGCGCAGGACAAGGAAGCGGCCGAGGCUAUCGAAGCCGAGGGAGCCACUGCGCCCCUCACUGAACUGCUGCACUCCAGGAACGAGGGAGUGGCUACAUAUGCGGCAGCUGUGCUGUUUCGCAUGUCUGAGGAUAAACCUCAGGACUACAAGAAGCGUCUAUCCGUUGAGCUGACCAGCUCUCUCUUCAGAACAGAGCCCAUGGCCUGGAAUGAGACUGCUGAUAUGGGUCUGGAUAUAGGAGCUCAGGGAGAGCCUGUUGGAUACAGACCAGACGACCCCAGCUACCGCUCUUUCCACUCGGGCUAUGGUCAGGACGGGCUGGGCAUGGAUGGCAUACUGGAACAUGAGCUGGCUGGCCACCAUCCUGGAGCAGAGUACCCAGUGGAGGGGCUUCCUGACCUCGGCCACAGCCACGACCUGAUGGACGGCCUUCCUCCCACAGACUCCAAUCAGCUGGCCUGGUUCGACACGGACCUCUAAACACAUUCUCUCACACACACAGUCUGCAAGUAGAGAAGCUGUAUUGUGUGAAUGAAUCUGCAUUGUGAUAUUUGCCUAAGGAGUCGUGGAAGGGUUGCGGUGGGUGGGCGAGCAUAUCGGAAAGUGCCUGACACAAUGCGCACACACAAACACACACACACACACACACACCUACACCUGUUGGAGAUGAGAGGGAGUUUUCUACGAGGAACAAGAGGAAGGGAAGCCAAUCUCCCCACCCCUUUUUUGUUAUUGUUAUUAUUCUGGACUUUUUUUUUUUUUUUUUGGCCCUGAUGGAGGAAGGAAAGUCGAGAGGGAUUUUGGGAGCGGUUGCUUUUUAAGACUGGAGAAGGAAGGUCUAAAGAUGGAACUGUAAACCUUUUUUUUUUUCCUUUUUUUUUUUAUAUAUAUAAAGAUGAUCAGUCUAUGGUACUGACCCUCCUAGCUUGGUUUUGACCUCUAGUAUGUAUUCAUCCCCCCCCCCACACUAUUUUUAUUUUAUUUUGUUUCAGCGGUAAUUUGUAUUUCCUUUUUAUGUCUUCUGUAGUUUUGAGUUAUAGUGGACUUGCCUCAUUUUGCUUUCUGAAAUCUUUCUCACGUAAAUGGUGUCGAACACUAAUAAUCGGUUUCUAUGUAAUCUGACUGAAAAGUGUAACGAUGUGUAGCUUUAUUUUUUUUUUUAUUAUUUUUUUUUUUAUACGAUCAGCUGUUAAACCUUGGAGUAUUGGGGUGGGAGAAAUAUAUGCAUUCUUAUUAAAGACAAAAAAAAAAAAAAAAAAAGUACGCCAACAGAGGCGCUUUUCAGUGUCACAGUUGUUCCAAAUAAGGUGUGGGGUGAAAUAUGGAGAGUUUAGGGGGGGGCACGGGCUUGACAAAGAUCUUUGUGCUUUUUUUUUUUUUUUUUAUUUUAUUUUUUUUUUAAAAAUGCUAUCUCGAGGUAGUCUCUAUUGAAGCGACGUCAUUGUUUUUGUUUGCCUGUGCAGCUUCUUUUGGGAACAUGGAUAAUGCCAUAGCUAAACAAUAAAAGACUUUUAUUCCA